GGAUCCUUGUCCUGUCUCCGAUUUCUCCCCAGGGUUUUAGCGCUCUGUUUGUCUCUUCCCUCUCUACAGCCCUGAAGAAGAAGAAGAAGAUCCAUCCAUGGAAGCUGCUGCUGCCGCUGCUGCCGUCCCCCACCGUCACCGGCCAGUUCACAGCUCGGUUUAUCACCAGCGUCCGUCAUAUUUAAGACCCAUUUAUUUGCUCUCCUUCAGAGCCCCACCACCACGGCUAUCGUCGUCGUCGUCAACGAAAUCGUCACUGUCAAUUAGAGCAUCCUCAUCUUCUUCUUCGUCGUCAUUUUCGGACUCUCUCUACCCAAACCCGAAAAGCCCUAAACCCCAAUUGACAGAAACCCUAAAACCCAUACCGGUUUCCAUCCUGAAAACCGCCGUUGCAGCUGCGGUCGCCGCCACUGCCGUCUUCUUUGCCCAAUUUAACCUGAAAGCCAACGUCGCCACCGCCAUUUCGCCGCCUCCCGUCGUCGAGACCGGGAAUAAGGAGACUGUUUCGGGCGAAGAAAACGAGAGAGACCUCGAGGAGUAUUUGAGUUCUCAUCCGGAAGAUGUUCAAGCUCUCAGGAACUUGAUGGAGGCGAAGAUCAAGAACCGGAAGGUCGACGAAGCGAUUGGCAUUGUGGAGCAGUUGAUCAGGCUCGAACCGGAAGACAUCGAGUGGCCACUGAUGAAGGCGCACUUGCAUAUCUACAAUGGAGAGCUUGAGGUGGCGAAAGUCGGUUUCAAUGAGAUAAUUGAGAAAGACCCAGCUAAGGUCGAGGCCUAUCACGGGCUGGUAAUGGCGGCUUCGCAGGCCGAUUCGGGCCGGGAAUUGAAGGAGAUUGAGAAGAGGGUUGGGGAGGCAAUGGAGGUGUGCAAGAGGGAGAAGAGAAAGGGGGAUUUGAGGGACUUUAAGCUGUUAAUCGCCCAAAUUCGAGUUAUAGAAGGGAAUUACGACGCAGCAUUGAGGGUUUAUCAGGAGCUUGUGAAGGAGGAGCCAAGGGACUUUCGACCCUAUUUGUGCCAGGGAAUUAUAUACACUUUGCUGAGGAAGAAUGACGAGGCAGAGAAGCAGUUUGAGAAGUAUCGAAGGCUUGUUCCCAAGGGACACCCCUAUGCACAAUAUUUCGAUGAUAAUAUGAUUGCAACAAAAGUGUUUGGCCAGAAAGUCGAAAAUGAGAGGGCGUCGUCAAAAAGCUGAGAAGAUGGGUUACUGAGUGUAGUUUAUUGAUGUGGCUUGCCAAUAGCUGAGUUUCUUCCUUCAUUACUCUGCUCCGCUGUUAUUUCAUAUUUGUUCUAUACAGCAGUUUGUUUUCGUUAGGUGUUGGUAGGGAGGUUAACAAAGCACAGAGAUCACAGGGAAGUUUUGUAGUUGGUUGAAUGGUGAAAUGCUCUCAAAAUUUUGGCAGACCGACUACUUGGGAAUUCAGUAUGUAAUAGCUUUUGUGAUGAGGAAAUAGUUAUUGCCCCUUCAUGACACCCUUCAAUUUUGUUGUUGGAUCCAAAUUGUUGAGAGUGAAUUGUUGUAAUUGAGUAACUAGGGAUGCUUGUAUCACCCUCAAAAUUGAAUUGCCUCUCCGUUUAAUAUGUUGCACUGUAUGUUCCAAUUUAAUUGGUGCUAUCACCAUGAUGUAUUGGAUGACGAUGAUUUUCGCA
Molecule: messenger RNA, 1647 nt
Organism: Diospyros lotus (date-plum)
Lineage: Eukaryota; Viridiplantae; Streptophyta; Magnoliopsida; Ericales; Ebenaceae
Product: protein SLOW GREEN 1, chloroplastic-like
Exons: 1
Coding region: 98-1192 (364 amino acids)
Cellular component (GO): chloroplast thylakoid membrane
Molecular function (GO): protein binding
Source: RefSeq, a predicted model, not a curated record